UCUCUCUCUCUCUCAAUUCCAAACGCAAACCUCAUCACCUCAUUUAUUCUGUGAAGCACAAACCUCUCUCUCUCUCACCCACACACACACCAUGGCCACCCUUCUCUUCCUCAUUCUCUCUCUAACUCUCCUCCUCUCUUGCUCCGCCUCUUUCGACCUCCCACUUUGUCUCUCUACAGGGAUCUCCAACCAUGACUGCAAUGCCCUCGCAAAAGCAGACCUCCAAGGAACCCUCUCUUUCAUUGGCAAUCAAAUAGACCAAGUUUCUACUGAUUUUGGUGGCAUAAUUCACCAAAAACCUAAACUUCUCUUCACUCCAAAAUCGACAAAAGACGUUUGUACCAUGAUUUUGGAAGUUGGGUCAUCUCAUAACUUGACUCUUGCACCAAGAGGAAAUGGCCAUUCAACUGGUGGCCAAGCUCAAGCUCUUAAUGGCGUUGUCAUGAACAUGAGUAAUUUGAAGGGUUUCACAAUUGGUGCAGAGGAAAGCUAUGUAGAUGCAGGGGCUGGAGAAUUAUGGGUUGAUUUGUUGAGGUUUACAUUGAAUCAUGAGCUCGCCCCGAGUAGCUGGACCGAUUAUCUCGACCUAACAAUCGGUGGUACGCUCUCGAAUGCCGGGAUCAGCGGGCAAACCUUUCGGUUCGGGCCUCAGAUUAAGAAUGUCUUGGAGCUCGAGGUAGUCACUGGUUUAGGAGAAAGGUUGAUAUGCAAUCAGGAGAUGAAUAGGGACCUUUUCAAUGGAGUGCUUGGAGGGCUUGGCCAAUUUGGAGUGAUAACUAAGGCCAGAAUACUUCUUCAACGGGCUCCUCAUAGGGUGAGAUACAUUCGAGUGGUAUACGCCAAAGUGGAGGAUUUUGUAAGGGACCAAGUACGUUUGGUUUCAUUACCUAAGGGCCACACCUUUGACUACAUCGAGGGGUUCAUCCUGGCCAACGAGAAUACCAUCGACGGCUGGAAAUCGGUCCCAUUCUCAUCCAAUCAAACCUUCAAUUCCACCCUUAUCCCUCAAGAAUCCGGCCCCAUUCUCUACUGCUUGGAGUUGGGAUUCAAUUAUUUCAAUUAUACUAGCAACCCCACAUUAGAGCAGAGCAUUGAGGAGCUGAUGAGAGGGUUGGGGUACAUAAGGGGACUAGAAUUUGUCAUCGAUCUCUCCUACUUUGAUUUUCUUUACAGAGUCCAUGCAGCUGAAGUUGCUCAAAGGUCAAGUGGUUCAUGGCUCCGCCCUCAUGCAUGGCUUAACCUUUUCCUGCCACAGAAGAGCAUUAUGCAGUUUGAUACACAUGUUUUCAGGACCAUGCUAAAUAAUGGGGUUGGUGGACCCGUACUUGUAUACCCAGUCAACUCCACAAUGUGGGACCCGGAGAUGAGUGCAGUGUUCCCUGAAGAAGAAGAAAUAUUUUAUGCCAUUUCAGUCCUUAGAUCAUUGGAUGCUGAUCAGCCUAUUACAGUACUAGAGUCUCAAAUGAAAGAGAACUCGGAAAUUAUAAACAUUUGUAGGAGAUUAGAUCUCAAAUGCAAGAAAUAUCUUGGAAGGUUUGAGAGUACAGAGGAGUGGAAAGAGCAUUUUGGGAGCAACAAGUGGGAAUUGUUUACAAAGAGGAAGAGCGUAUAUGACCCUAAGCACAUUCUUACUCCGGGCCAGUCUAUUUUUAUGAGGAAUUGAGAUGAGGUGUUUGUUUUGUCCUGAGUGGGCUUUUCUCUCUGUCUUAUAUGUAGAUUUUUAAUAAUGUUUUUGGGGAAAAAAAAAGUUGGUCUUGAGCCUAGAUGAAAAAGGAGGAGGGUUUUGUUAGGUUGGCAACCAAUAUAAAACUCUGUAAUGUCUUUAUUAUGA
Molecule: messenger RNA, 1831 nt
Organism: Amborella trichopoda
Lineage: Eukaryota; Viridiplantae; Streptophyta; Magnoliopsida; Amborellales; Amborellaceae
Product: cytokinin dehydrogenase 7
Biological process (GO): cytokinin metabolic process
Molecular function (GO): cytokinin dehydrogenase activity; FAD binding
Source: RefSeq, a predicted model, not a curated record